AAGUAGUCUCUCAUCAUUGACUCUUCUUCUCACUCUCAAAACAAUCAUCUGCACCCCACACACACCAGAGCUGCUGCAGGUUGUCACGCGGACUUCCAAGCUUUUUGUAGACCACGUUGGAAAAUUGGAUGCGACCGAGAUGGUCAGCUUCAGAGCAGAUUGCGUGGAAAUUUUGUGAAGGUCGAAACCUGUGAAUUGCGUUUCUCACUUCAAAGGGCAGCAGUUGACUGGUAUUUUGGGGGCGAAACGCGAGAUAAGUGGCUUUUUGGGCGGGAUGAGAGUAGUGCGGAACGGUGGAGAUAGGGAUAUUCUCGAGUUACUCCAGUUAGGAGUUUCUAUUUAUAGGAGAAGGGUUGCUUGUGGGUGAUCAAGCUAACUGCAAGUUGGAACUUCUAAGACGCGAACUCGGUUGAGCACUAAUCGAAUUGCAGUCAUCUCUAGUCGGGGAUUACUUGCUAGGCUUCUGGGUGAUCGCUUGUGUGGAGAAUAGACCUCAGAACUGCUACUUCAACUGUCAUGGAAGCUCAAGUUUUAGCGGACAAGAAUGUCCACUAUGAAGAGGACUACUUUGAGCGGCGCGGACUAAAGCUGUUUACGUGUCGAUGGCUGCCGGUACACAAAACGAUCAAGGGACUCAUAUUCCUGUGUCAUGGUUACGCUAUGGAAUGCAGCGUCUUCAUGAGAGCCACCGGCAUCCGGUUUGCGCAAGCAGGCUACGCCGUCUUCGGCAUUGACCAAGAAGGCCACGGCAAGUCCGAAGGCCGGCGGUGCUAUGUGGAGAGCUUCCAAGCGCUAGUGGACGACUCCAUCGCUUUCUUCAAAAGCAUACGAGAUCUAGAAGAGAACCAAAACAUGCCACACUUCCUGUAUGGCGAGUCCAUGGGUGGAGCGAUUGCCCUCCACAUCCACCGCAAAGAGCCCGUCGAGUGGACCGGCGCUGUUUUGCAAGCUCCCAUGUGUAAAAUCUCGGAGAGUGUGAAGCCACCCUCGAUCGUCACCUCAAUCCUGACGAAACUCGCUGGCUACAUACCGACCUGGAAGAUUGUGCCGGCUGCGAACAUUAUCGACAACGCCUUCAAAGAUCCGAUCAAGCGGGAGGAGAUUCGCGCAAACCCACUAAUCUAUCAAGGCCGGCCAAGAGUGAAGACAGCUCUAGAGAUGGUCAGGGCGAGCGAGGAUCUCGAGAACCGUUUGGACGAGGUAGUGCUACCGUUUCUGUUGCUCCAUGGCGAGGAGGACCGCGUGACAGACCCGGACGUGAGCCGCGCACUAUUCCAAGCCUCCAAAAGCAGCGACAAGGAAUUCAAGCUCUACCCGGGCAUGUGGCACGGCUUGACAGCGGGCGAGCCUGACGACAACAUCGAGCUUGUGUUCAAGGACAUAAUUCUGUGGCUCGACAAGCGCACCUGCUCCAGCGCAGGGCGAUCGAGUCCUCUCAGACACGCCGACGUCUCGGCUCUGCAAUCGGCGACGUCGUCCUCGAAGCAGCAAUCGGAGUCGGAUAUUGACACCCAAACUCACAAAUUUACCGACGAGAUCUGACACCUUCGCCGGUCCUUCCAAACCCUAUUCCCCCUUACCAAUGCCAAAUGCCAAAAACAUUGCUAGUAGGUGAUGGUAAUUUCCAUGCAUGUUUACUUGUACAAACAAAACAAGUAGAUAUAUAUUUGGAUUAAAAUUUUGGAACUAUUUGUACCAUAAUUGUAUUCACAAAAAUGAUAUAAUAGAAAUUUUGAGACGUUGGGUUUUUCAUA
Molecule: messenger RNA, 1754 nt
Organism: Physcomitrium patens
Lineage: Eukaryota; Viridiplantae; Streptophyta; Bryopsida; Funariales; Funariaceae
Source: RefSeq, a predicted model, not a curated record